This is a messenger RNA of Dufourea novaeangliae, 1760 nucleotides long. RefSeq names its product putative ammonium transporter 3 (gene Amt). The coding region runs from base 1 to 1557 and encodes 518 amino acids. The record is from RefSeq and is a predicted model, not a curated record. Gene Ontology annotation, cellular component: membrane. Lineage: Eukaryota; Metazoa; Arthropoda; Insecta; Hymenoptera; Halictidae. Gene Ontology annotation, molecular function: ammonium channel activity. The transcript has 11 exons. Gene Ontology annotation, biological process: ammonium transmembrane transport; ammonium homeostasis.
AUGGAACCAGGAAUCAAUGAAACAAACACUACAAACAGUUCAGUCAAAUAUGCAGACAUCAUUUCUGCGUACAGCCUCAAUCAAGAGGACAGCAAUUGGAUCAUAUCGAACUCCUUCAUAAUCUUUACCAUGCAAACUGGUUUUGGUAUGUUAGAGUCUGGUUGUGUGUCACUGAAGAAUGAAGUUAACAUUAUGAUGAAAAAUGUGGUGGACAUAGUGCUUGGAGGACUGACUUAUUGGGCAUUUGGCUUCGCAAUGAGUUUCGGAUCGAACGAACACUACAAUCCCUUUAUUGGUUUAGGAGAAUUUUUAAUAGAUCCGUCUGUCCACGAUGAACACAUGGGUCCAAAGUGUGCUGCAUUCUUAUUUCAAUUAAGCUUCGCAACCACUUCGACAACCAUCGUCAGCGGAGCUAUGGCGGAACGAUGCAAUUUCAAAGCGUACUGUUUAUUCUCAUUUCUAAACACAAUCGUGUAUUGCGUACCAGCUGGAUGGGUAUGGGGUGACCAUGGCUUUUUAAAGGUCAUGGGUGCUGUCGAUAUAGCUGGUUCUGGAGUGGUACAUCUUGUUGGUGGUAGUUCUGCACUAGCAUGUGCCAUUAUGUUGGGACCAAGACUUGGCAGAUACGAUAAUGGAAUUGAUCCGUUACCUCUUGGAAACCCUGUCAAUGCUAUCAUGGGUUUAUUUGUACUUUGGUGGGGCUGGUUAGCUUUCAACAGUGGUAGUACAUACGGUGUCAGUGAGCAACGAUGGCAAUAUGCAGCUAGAGCAGCAGUCUGUACGAUGCUAGCCAGCAUGGGUGGUGGAUUAAUUGGACUGGGUUUUAGUUUGACUAAUACGAACGGGAUCGAUAUUCUUAGUCAGAUAAAUGGUAUUCUUGGUUCCUUAGUUGCAGUAACAGGUGGUUGUUUCCUUUUUAGAGCCUGGGAGUCUAUAAUCGUUGGAAUGGUCGGUGCUUUCAUUACGUGUUUUCUAAUGCCUGUAUUAGACAAAGUACAUAUCGACGAUCCUGUUGGAGCCAGUGCAACUCAUGGAGCGAGUGGAAUUUGGGGGAUUAUUGCUAUCGGUUUAUUUGCAGACAAUCCGUACCCCCUUAAUACUACUAAUGGAAGAAAAGGAUUAUUAAAGGGAGGAGGAUGGUAUUUGUUAGGUGUCCAGUGUCUAACUGCUCUAUGCUUAGGAUUUUGGAGCUUUUCUACUUCCAUUGCUUUAUUAUGGGGUGUAAAUAAACUUAUACCCAUUAGAAUGAGUGUCCAUGACGAACUGCUUGGAGCAGACUUAGUGGAACAUCGUAUACGACAUAUGCAGAUAGGCGUGAGUAGAGCCAUGUCUGCUCUUCGUCCAAUUUCCCAAGAACACAAACUGGGAGCUAUACAUCCUGUAGGAAUAAAUCCUGGUCAUGAUUCCUAUAUCGACAAAUACACUCGUAAGAGUCGUUUAAAAAUGGGAAAACGAUUGUCUCUCAGGAAUAAGUCGUCAAAGACACCUCAGUCUAAUGGAAUUACAGAUGCAACAUUAACAAAACAGAAUAAACCACAUAUCGCUUGGAUGGAUUGAUGUCUUUCGAAUGCCAUCUAACAAUUUAUCGAAUGUAAAUUUAUUAGAAACGGUAUAAAUGUAUUCGCAUACACGUUCUAACGCUUUCACACAUUACUGGGAACACGUACAGAUGUACACACAUUCUUCGAUAAAUAAUUAAAAUCUUAUGCAAUUACAUGUAUGAUAAUUACGCACACCAGAAUAGAAGGGAACAAAUCUGU